AUGCUCGCGCACCCCUCAAAGAAUGCGAUCUUCAGCAAACUGUGCUCCUGCCGCUUCUAUGGCCACCCCAACGCAAAACGGGCUUCACGGAGCUCUACGACUUCCUUACGCGCCUUGGCCACCACAUCCCCCAUCAAGCCUACGUCCUCGGACGACGUCGACCUCAUAGCAUUUUUCGACCAGCCCAACACAUCCCAAAAAUCAGUCGAACAUACAGGUCUUUUUGGCCAUCGGGCUCUCACCCAUCCACGGUCUUUCAUCGCCCUUGCCGACUCUACCCUACACCGAGCCAAACUCCUUGCUGGGAGAAUCUUGCGCGCACGUCAGUCGCAGGAUGAGCUAUUCAAGGUCGUGAAGAACCUCGACAGGCUCAGUGAUAUGCUUUGCGGUGUUAUAGACCUCGCGGAGUUAUUGAGGAACGCGCACCCGGAUCCUGCGUGGAUCCAGAGUGCUGAAGAGGUGUAUGAGAAGCUUUGCGAAUUCAUGAACGUGUUGAAUACGGACGUAAACUUGUACGAGGUCCUGCGCGAUGUCCUAGCAGACGAACAGCUGGUCAAGUCACUUAGUCCGGAAGCUCACGCAACUGCUAUUAUAUUUUGGCGCGACUUCGAGAAGUCAGGCAUCGACCUUCCCCCAGCUCAACGAGAACGCUUUGUGUCGUUGUCUACACAAAUUCUGGUUGCCGGCCGGCAAUUUCUCAACGAGACGGCUACUCUUAGACCACCGGCUAAAAUCAAGUGGUCGGAACUUCAAGGUCUGAAAGAUUUGGGUAUGGGCGCACGACUGCGUCUGCAAGCACAGGUGACCAAGCGCGACCUCCUUGUAUAUCCCGGCUCUCUCCAAGCUCAGAUGGUUAUGCGCUCGGCGCCUGCAGAAGAGCCUAGGAGAAAGGUCUACAUCGCGUCGAAUUCGAGCACUCAAGACCAAAUACGGACAUUGGAACAUCUUCUCCAGAUGCGCGGGGAGCUGGCCCAGCUUGUUGGCAAGAAGAGUUAUGCUCACAUGACGCUGUCUGACAAAAUGGCCAAGAGUCCAGAAAACGUCCAACAUUUCUUGGAUUCAUUACUCGACCACACGCGACCUCACGCAGAGCGUGCAAUCCAGACUCUCAGCACUCGGAAACAGCUCCAUCUCAAUACCGCCCACUUGCCAACCAUCCAGGCCUGGGAUCGUGACUACUACUGCCCACCCGAGCCCCCUGCCUCUCCAGUCUUCUUGCCGACACUGACUGUCGGAACUGUAUUCAUGGCCCUGUCUCGCCUCUUUCAAGCUCUGUAUGGGGUAUCGCUGCGGGUCGCCGACACCCCACCUAGUGAAUCGUGGCAUCCCGACGUGCGCAAGCUGGAAGUUAUUGACGAAGACUCAGGAGUGUUAGGAUGGAUCUACACGGAUCUGAUCGCUCGUGUCGGAAAGCCCGGAGGUGCUGCUCACUACACAGUCCGAUGUUCGCGCCGGACCGACGAUGACGACGAAGAUGGAGAUUGGGAGGAUGCCAGUCCCUCUUCCAAAGCCAUCGCCCGAAUGUCAGAAGAGUUCGAGAAGGAGAAACGUUUUCGGUUGCCACAUCGCAAACACGUCCUUCAACUACCCGUUGUGGUGCUUCUAUGUGAAUUCACGCCACCCACGCUUGGUUGUGGCCCGACUGUCCUCGAGUGGCAUGACGUUCUGACCCUGUUUCACGAAAUGGGACACGCGAUGCACUCCAUGAUAGGAUGUACGGAAUACCAGAACGUCUCAGGAACUCGUUGCGCUACCGACUUCGUGGAACUUCCUUCGAUUCUCAUGGAGCAUUUUCUCAACUCGCCUCAUGUUCUGUCGUUAUUUGACCGCCACGGAACUUCCCCCAUCCACGGGUCAAGCGAUUAUCAUGAAGAUCCAUGUCUGUCUAUUGACACUUACACCCAAAUCCUCCUUGCCACCCUCGACCAAAUCUAUCACUCUCCAAUCGCAGUCACCCAAGACUUCGAUUCCUCCCACCUCCUCGCAGAUCUCUUUGAGGCGCGGGGGGUCAUUCCCUAUGUCCCUGGCACCUCGUGGCAAACCCAGUUCGGGCACUUAUUUGGCUAUGGGGCAACGUACUACUCGUACCUUUUUGACCGCGCAAUCGCCUCGCAGGUCUGGAGGGGGCUUUUUUCUUCUGAUCCGCUCAGCCGAUCUCUUGGAGAACGAUACAAAGACGGUGUUCUACGAUACGGUGGCGGCAAGGAUCCUUGGACUAUGGUAGCAUCUUUACUAGACGUACCUGAGCUCGGUGAAGGGGGCGCCUGGGCUAUGGCUGAAGUCGGCCGUUGGAAGAUUAGAGACGAUAUAUCCUCCGGCAGACGUCUGUAG
Molecule: messenger RNA, 2331 nt
Organism: Epithele typhae
Lineage: Eukaryota; Fungi; Basidiomycota; Agaricomycetes; Polyporales; Epitheliaceae
Product: mitochondrial intermediate peptidase
Exons: 4
Coding region: 1-2331 (776 amino acids)
Biological process (GO): peptide metabolic process
Cellular component (GO): mitochondrion
Molecular function (GO): metalloendopeptidase activity
Source: RefSeq, a predicted model, not a curated record